Molecule: messenger RNA, 7528 nt
Organism: Leucoraja erinaceus (little skate)
Lineage: Eukaryota; Metazoa; Chordata; Chondrichthyes; Rajiformes; Rajidae
Gene: nup210
Product: nucleoporin 210
Exons: 40
Coding region: 526-6213 (1895 amino acids)
Cellular component (GO): nuclear pore
Source: RefSeq, a predicted model, not a curated record
GUGGCUUUGGGGGAGGUUGACGUGAGACGCUCAUUCAAUGCUUGUAAAAGGCGGGCUUUUCUCGUGUGGGGAACGGCAGUAUUGGUUGCAAGAAGGAUCGCGCUUCGCAGACAUGUUUUUGAAAAAAAUAAGAAGCGUGUGAGGAAGCCCCCUCCCCUUCCUUCCUUCCUCCUCCUCUCUCCGCUAUUCCCAGCGUGGUGUAAGGAGAGGCCGAGCGUGCAAACAGAAAGCAGGGCCUUUGAGGAGGAGCUGAGCACAUCAAUGGGCUGUUGCUGCUACCGGCGUUCUCCACUUGUUCACUGAACUGACUGGAUUUGUAUAUAUUUCACACUGCAACUUGGCUGACGGCCUCAUUAUUUAUUCUUCGUGAGCCUAAUGAACCUUCUCUGGCUGAGCCCCAACUUUGAAAUUCAUAUUUUAAACUCGGUUUGUGAACCUCGUGGGUUGGACUUGAACUCCAAUCACCCUUUUCCAAUUUAAGUAUCAGCUAUCAUCACUUGUGGCAAUUGAACUGUGGACGAGAUCAUGGGUCUCUGCUUUCAUAACUGGAUAUUGGUAGUGGCGAGCUGCAUCUAUUUUUGCUCUGAAGCCUCGAAGCUGAACAUUCCCAAAGUAUUGCUCCCUUUUGCCAGAAGCACAACGGUCAACUUUACACUGGAGGCCACGGAAGGAUGUUAUAAAUGGUGGUCAACGAGACCAGAAGUUGCCAUCAUUGAACCUGUGAACCCAAGUGACCAACACUGUUCACAGACAGCAGUUGUUUUGGCACGUGCAUCUCAAGCAGUCCGCCUCACCAGCAUUAUUUUUGCUGAAGAAAUAGCAAUUGGCCGAGUUUUGCGAUGUGACGUGAUAGUUGAUGUCAUCAGUGAAAUUGAAAUUGUGUCGACAACUCGUGAACUUUACUUGGAAGAUUCUCCACUGAAAUUGAGAAUCAGGGCUUUGGAUUCAGAAGGAAACACGUUCAGCACGUUGGCAGGAAUUGUAUUUGAAUGGAAUAUAGUGAAGGAUGCUGAAUUUUCUGGAUAUUCGGAUUCCCAUAACGCCUUAAGAUUACUUAAGUUUUCUGAAUCUACCUACAUUCCACCUACUUACAUAUCAGAGAUGGAGAAACAUGGCAAACAGGGCGAUACAAUCUUGGUCUCAGGAAUGAAGACGGGAAAUUCAAAAUUGAAAGGGAAAAUACAGGAAGCAAUUUACAGAAAUGUGCCUGCUGCAGAGGUUCGACUCCUAAUCCUGGAGAACAUUAUGCUAAAUCCAACUCAUGAUAUCUACUUGAUGGUGGGCAGCUCUAUACGUUACCGUGUGCAGAAAAUGAGGCAAGGGAAGAUCACAGAACUAAUGAUGCCUUCUGACCAGUAUGAAUUGGAGCUGCAAAAUAGUGUAACAAGUCCAGGGGGAGUUGCAAAUCGACCAGUGGGCAAACUAGAGCAAGCCACAUCGACAGUAACCGCACUGCAGCAAGGGCAAAUGAACAUGGUGCUAAUGCACAAGAAUAUUCAUAUGCAAGGUGUAUCCCGGUUACCAAACUGCACCAUAUACGUUGUGGAGCCACGUUACCUAGGUUUUACAGUUCAUCCUGGGGACAGAUGGAUUUUGGAAACGGGUAAAGAUUAUGGUCUAACAAUUGAAGUGUAUGAUAAAGAAAGUAAUAAACUUUAUCUCUCGGAUGAUAUCAGAAUUAACACUGAAAUUCCAACGGAGUAUUUUGAAAUUCUGGAGACCUCUCUGAAUGGAUCAUAUCACCAUGUGAGGGCAUUGAAGAAGGGACAGACUAUAAUUGAUGCAUCUUUAAUCAAUGUGGUAUCACAGAAAGGAGUUGUGCAUUCCCUGCUUGUCCCAGUACGGAAUCAACAAGAAGUCGAAAUUUAUAAUCCAAUUACCCUUACACCAAAUAUGUUGACGUUUCCUUGGCAGCAAGUGGCUGGAGCUUACCAGUAUGCAAUAAAGGCAGAAGGUGGCAGCGGAAAUUUUACUUGGUCAUCAUCCAAUCAAGCUGUGGCAACAGUGACUGUAAAAGGAAUGAUGGCAACGGGGAAUGUAAUAGGGCUAAGUGUAAUAAAAGCCCAUGAUGUUCAGAAUCCAUUACACUUUGGACGAAUGAUGGUUUAUGUAAUCGAGCCGAUCCAGAUGGAGUUUGCACCGUGCCAUGUGGAAGCCAAGGUUGGGCAGUUAUUGGAUUUGCCGCUCAAAAUCUACGGUCUUAUGGAUGUGGAAACGCAGGAAAAAGUCAUGCUAACUGACUGCUCCCAUUUUGACCUUGUGACAGAGAUUGAAAACCGUGGUGUUUUCAAAAGUAUAGAGGGGAGACUGGAGCCAGGGACCAUGCACUGCAGUGGAAUAAGAGUUCAAGCUGAGGCUCCAGGCUAUACCAAUCUUGUAGUUAGUUAUAGCCAUGGCCAUGUGUACCUUACUGCCAGUAUCACAAUUGCUGCCUAUGUGCCACUUAAAGCUGUUGAUCCAGUAUCUGUGGCUUUGGUAACUUUGGGAUCCUCAAAGGAUAUGCUAUUUGAGGGAGGACCCAGGCCCUGGGUCCUGGAGCCUUCAAAGUUCUUCACAGAUCUUACAGCUGAAAAUGAAGAGAGUAUCAGUCUUCAUCUUAUAAGUUCACCUGCAUUUAGAAACCAGCCAAAGCAUUUGGUUAGAGCUACCUGCAUGGCACUGGGGGAGCAGGUUUUGGCUUUGACAGUUGGGAACAAGGCUAGCUUAAAAAACUCCUUCCCUGCAGUGGAGCCAGCUGUCGUUAAAUUUAUCUGCUGUCCUCCUUCAAGGCUUUCAUUGACUCCUGUGUACCUGAGUUCUCAGUUGGACGUAUCAUGCCCUUUGCUUCAGCAAAAUAAGCAAGUUGUUCCUGUGUCAAACUAUCGGAAUCCAGUUCUUGAUUUGGAAGCAUAUGACCAGCAAGGGCGUAAAUUUGACAACUUUUCUUCCCUUAAUAUUUUUUGGGAAUCAUCAAAGCUUUCCUUAGCCAGCAUUGAACAGAACAUGCCUAUGCAAAUAAAUGUAAAAGAUCAUGGAAAUGGGCAAAGGAAGCAACAUGGUUUACAAACUGUACUGGUUCAUCGUGAAUCAGGAACUACCUCGAUCACAGCAACUGCAGCGGGCUACCAACAGGAACAUCUCGUUGCAGCGAAAGUUAAAUCCAAGUAUGAUCCCUUACUGCCUGUAUCGGCUACAAUUGAAUUGUUGCUUGUGGAAGAUGUUAAAGUCAUUCCGGAUAAUGUUACCAUUUACAACCAUCCAAAUGUUAAGGCAGAGCUUUCACUCAAGGAAGGAUCAGGAUAUUUUUUUAUCAAUACAAGUUCAAUGGACCUAGCAAGGGUAGCCUAUCAGGAGGCCCAGAGCAUUGCUCAGGUGUGGCCAAUUCAUCCAGGAACUUUGAGCGUCUUGGUCCACGACUUAUGCUUGGCUUUUCUGGAGCCUGCUAAAGCUGAAGUACACAUAUCAGAUAUUUUGGAGCUGUAUGUACGGGUUGUGGACAAGGUGGAGAUUUAUAACACCGUCAAAGCCUAUGUGCGAGUUUUGGAUUAUUCAAGAAAACCCUUCUUGUCCAAAUACUUAACAUUCAUGAAGUUAAAAUUGAAAGCAGCUUCUCAAAUACUUUCUUUGGAGCCACUUGAUGAAAUCCUUGACGAUUACACUGUUAGCUUUACUGUGAAAGGAAUCGCUAUUGGACUGACAAGUUUGACAGCAACUGUAGUAACCAAAACUGGCAAAAAACUAAGUUCUGCACCUCAACAAAUUGAAGUUUUCCAUCCUUUUCGAUUAAUUCCAAGAAAAGUAACACUCAUUGUGGGCGCAAUGAUGCAGAUUACUUCUGAAGGAGGACCGCAGCCUCAGUCCAAUAUUCUGUUCUCCUUAAGUGACCAGAAUCUUGCCACAGUGAAUAACAUUGGCCUUGUGAAGGGGCUUGCAGUUGGAAGUGGGAAGGUGAAAGGUGUAGUCCAAGUAAUUGAUGCUGAAAGUGGCAAAGUAGUGGUGAUUUCUCAGGAUGAAGUAGAUGUGGAAGUCAUUCAGCUUAAAGCUGUGAGAAUCCAUGCACCCAUUACAAGAAUGAAAACUGGCACUUGGAUGCCAAUCUAUGUAAUGGGAAUUACUAGCAAUCAAACGCCAUUUGCAUUCGGCAGUGCAAUACCUGGACUGACAUUUCAUUGGUCUGUAACGAAAAGGGACAUCAUUGACCUUGAAACAAGACAUUCUGAGGCAUCUUUUCAACUUCCAGCACGUUACAACUUUGCAUUGAAUGUGUACAGUCGUGUCAAAGGCAGAACUGGACUGAAAGUUGUUGUAAAAACCACAGAUCCUGCAGCUGGACAAUUUGAGAACAGUGCAAUGGAAUUGUCAGAUGAAGUGCAAAUUCAGGUGUUUGAGAAGCUGCGGUUGCUCAACCCUAAAGUUGAACCACAGCAGAUAUUAAUGUCGCCAAACUCUUAUUUGAAACUUCGAACAAAUCGGGAUGGAGCAGCUUCUCUUAGUUACCAAGUACAAGACUAUUCUGAUAAAUUUCCUGUGGUACAAGUUGAUGAAAAUGGACUUCUGACUUCUGGUUCCAUAACUGGAUCUUCUACAAUUGAAGUGAACUCUGAAGAACAGUUUGGCAUCAAUCAGACUGUCACUGUUGCUGUUAAGGUUGCACCUGUCUCGUACUUGAGGAUCAGCACAAGUCCUGUAAUACACACAAUCAACAAGGAAUCUGCACUGGUUAUUCCAGUGGGAAUAACUUUAACAUUAACUGUCCAUUUCCAUGACAGCUCUGGAGAUCUCUUUGACGCACAAAAUACCAUGAUAAAUUUUGCUAUGAACAGGGAUGAUCUGCUGCAAAUUGGCAAAGGAACAACAAAUAAUACCUUUAUAAUAAGGACUGUAAAUGUUGGACUGACUUUGCUGAGCGUGUGGGAUGCAGAACACAUUGGCAUUGCUGAUUAUGUUCCCUUGCCUGUUGAACACUUCAUCCAUCCGGAAUUGCAGGGAGAACUAGUUGUUGGUGAUGUUAUAUGUUUCAGCAGUAAUCUCGUUAAUGGAGAAGGGCAACUUGGAGUUUGGAGUUCAUCUUCCAGUAACAUUCUUCAGAUUAGCCCUAAAACUGGCACAGCAGUUGCGAGAGAUUCGGGGCUUGUCACGGUAUAUUAUGAUAUACCAGGACAUAUCAAAACUUACAGAGAGCUGGUGAUUAGGAAUGCAGGCAAGACUCUUGUUCAACUGCAGAGUGGUGUGCGUCUGACGACCCAGGCUGAGUCUGUGCCAUUCAAGUUUCCCAUUAUCGUAGGAGAGAACAGUAGCAACAUGAAAGGAGACUGUACAGCAGCACAUGUGGAAGCAAUUGAUCAAAUACAUCCAGAAUCCAUUUUGACUUGCAAUCUGCAAUUUCUUAAUGCAGUAGAAAUACCAGCUGAAGAUGUGUUUAAUGUCCAGACAGGAUUUGAUGCACAUACAGGACAUUACACCUGCGCUGUUACAAUGCAGAAAUUGACGAAUGACCAACUGAAAGUGCUGAGCAAAGCCAAAACCUCAGUCAAUAUUAAAGCUUCGAUUCUUAAUGUCCAAUCUAUUGGAGAACAAAUCGGCGCUGAUAUCCCAUUUUUACCUGAUUUUUACACUGACCAGUCAGAAAUACUUUUAAGUAACCUACAUACAACUACUGAUGUGAUAGUGUUUGGAACUUCUGAAAUUCUGGCAAACUUGGAGGUUACACCAGGAUCAUCACUGAUAGUUGUUAAAGAAAAGGAAAAAAUCUUUGGAUCACAUUGCUAUGUGAAGUUAGCAGUCUCCUUGUCUGACAUUCGAUUCAUAAGCCAUGGUCCAAUAUCAACCACUCUUGAUAUUUCCAACUCGAUGACAGACCAGUCAAUGACUCUUCCAGUCAAAGUUUUGUACAUUUCUGAUAAAGAUAUUGAAGCACAAUCUGACAUGUCAGCGACUCGUUUGGAAGGUGGAGUUUUCCAGCAGUUCAUUAAUUCCUACCAAGUCAUGUUCUUCACAUUCUUCGCUCUCCUCACUGGGACUGCAGUCAUGGUUAUCGCCUAUCAUGCAUUCUUUUCACCACGGGAUCAAUUUCAUCAUCCAGCAUUUGCACGAAUCUCAUCCCCACAGCUAGCAGGGUUUACGCCAAGCCCGACUCACUUCAAUACAAGCUCGGCUCACUUCAAUGCAAGCCCAUCUACCAGCAGUAGAAGCAGUCCUCGAACGCGACUGUGGACGGAUCAUCCAUCCUAUUGAUCUCAAGGAGAAAGCAGUUGACAUGAAGAAAGUUUUGUCUACUACAGCACAGGAACAUUUGUUGACCAUCUUUCUAAAUUGUGGUACCUUGUGCUGUUGCCAAUUUCUAAUAUGUAUUCAUCCCUACCUCAGUUUGAUCACUUGUUAGUGUAUGGUUGUCAGAGACCUGUUUGUGCUGCAGUGUCUGCCUAAUGGGUAGAUUCAGCUGGCUGUUGAAUAACACGGACAACAUUGCCCUACACUACUUGCCCAGGCCUGAUGUUCACGAAGAGGCUUUGCGGUAUGGUUGUGGUACAGUGAUCAGAAGAGAAACUCUUCGCUGCACAGAAGCAAAAAGGACAUCUCACGAGGGUCUGUGUACUUAUUGAAGUUUAAGUUGGGUAAUUGAACGGAGACCAGCGAUUGAGUCAAGGUCUGCAUGGCUCAGAUAUUUUACAGAUAUAAUGUUCAGCUUUAAGGAAGCUUUUCUAUGUCUCCCCAGCACAUUGAGAUGAAAGAUCCUAACAAAUGUGCAACUCAAUGGAAAAAUGUACAUUGUGUUAGAUAAAUGAGUUUGCUGUGCUCAUAAUCAGUCCACCAUUUGUAAUAAAGACUGCUAUUCAAAUUAGAAUUUUAACCGUUUUCACCCGCAUUGCUUGGUUAACACUGCAGAAUGUUUUUUUUACUGUGUGAAUUUAAAACAAAAAGAUACUACUAUGAAGUAGUGCCCAUUUGCAAAGAAAAAUGUGUGAAUAUCCUUGUUUGAGCUGUUGCAUUGCAACUGAAUUACAUUAUUUUGUGAAAUUGUAAGAGCAUUUAUCUUGACAAAAUUGAUUUGUGGUUUUAACUUGUAUAUUUGGAUCAUCUCAGCAAAGGUUAAGAGCCUUCAAGAUCAGUGAAUGGAAACUUUUCCAGAUCAGUGAAUGGACACUUUUCAAUUGCAUACCAGAUAUCAUUUGGAAAAUAUGCAACUUUAUUUUCUCAGGCAGCGUACAAUGUGAAAAUGUUAUUUUCUUCAGCUACUGUUCCACAAAAGCAACCCUUGUAGUUGGAAUGUGAUAAAAUGUGAAGACUGUCUUAAAUGCUAAGUGUACUUGAAUCGACCAAAAGCUGAGCAUCAGGCAGUCCUUUAAUUUGCCCUACUUCACCGGCUCUUGUGUUGUGACUUUAACUUAGUAUCAUGGACGUGCCUUAAAAACCACUGCAACAAAAGAACAAUAGAUAUAAUUGGGUGUGAUUAUUUUUCUACUUUCUUAAUUUAAUGCUUUCAUAGUGAUUUACUGCUGUUUUUUUAUGUGCUUGGCAAAUAAUAAAUGUCACCAAAAUCAUUCCUUAA